AUGCCACGCUCAGCCGCUGCGGCUCGAAGAGGUCAUCACAACAACACCAACGGCAGUGUGAACGGUAACAGUCGAAAUGAAAAUGGUCAUGCCGUCAAUGGAAAGCGUUUAAACAAGCAAAAAUCAUCGAGCCACCUGAACGGUAAUGCUAGCGGCAGUAGUACUUUGCAUUCCGCGCCCCAUCUCGAUCUCCGUUCGUCCAGCGACUCAUCGGUCAUAACAACCUCAAAGGCAGACGCUGCAGCAGUCGAUGGACUCAAAGGAGACAGUGCCGACCACGUUUAUACUAACGGUUCCGACCAUAAGGCUAAUGGCGACAUGGCGUGCGGACAAUCCAGCGGGAUCGUCUCGGCGGACUGCGGAUCAUCUUCUUCCAAGCCGGCAUCAGCUUCCAAGCGCCAUAACUCGUCGUCUGUAAAUCCGUUUCUGUUGGCCUCGACAAUUCUCCGGUCGUGCCCCCUGUACGAUACCAUCGCCAUCUUGAUCUUCCUUUUGCAACUGCCUCCGAUCGUCCUCACUUUGGUUCAGUUUCUCUUCGCCUCAUUGACCUUUAUGCCACCGGGCGGUGGAUCCGGAUCGUCGUUUACCUCGAAUUUUGAUAUUUUCCAGGGUCCCGCCGGUACACCUUCGUUUGGGACCAUGAUCGCCAUGGACGGGUUCUGUCUUUUGCUUUGGGGUCUCUUUAUGUGGACCUGGGCUCAAAACUUCGCCUUAGAUUUGGCUCAUGUACAGGUUGCCAUUACCCUCGGAGGCGGCGGAUCCGGUAAGAACGGCGGUGUCAAUGCUCUCUGUGUCGGUACAGUGUUGCUUCUGCAUAUUGUCAGAAGUAAAGGCAUACAGGACUUUGUUAUCGGCCAUCUUACCUCGGCCCAGAUAAUAAGUCCGGAUAUUCUAUCGCGCUGGUCACAUUUAAUUCCUCCUGAAUUCAGGCGAACGGAACCACAGACAUCACCCAGUUGGCUGAGAAGUCUUCUCGCUAUUCAUAUCUUAGCGCAAGCCGGUACUGCCAUGGCAAGAAGAUCGAUGGCUCGAAAUCGAUCACCUCAACCGUCUCGUUCCGGAAAACGUAUCGAUGCCGAGGCCUCUGCUGGUUCCCAAGCUCAGAUCGACUCCGCAUUUGAAUCCACGGCAAGUAUGACGUCUUACGGAGUCGAUGGUUCAAUAUCCGGCCCUUCUGCGCUAAAGGAAAGUAGGGAAAGACUUCAAAGUGCCAAAAAACGAAGAAGACAGGCAAAUCAGGUUCGAAGUAGACAGCCGUUUUGGGCUGCACUUGCGAGCACGAAGGUAACCGUUAUGAGAGAAUAUGAGCAUUCUAGAGCUGUUUCGAAAACGACCCGCGGCCUUCCAAUGACCGAAGAUGAUCUACAAGGGAUCACACUUGACGAUGGUUUGGUUUGGAUUACAAGCGUGGACAGUUCGACAAUCAAGUUCGCCGCUGGCGACUUUGCCGCAGCAGAAGACAAUUCGAGUUCGACCGUUUGCGAAAAUGGAAAAUUGGAAAGUAACGCCGUGGAACCAUUCUAUGUCUGUGUUAAUGGGGCUUUAUGGGCUACAACCAACAUGUGCAAGGUCACGGAUGGACCUAAGGGCUCCAGUGCUGUACAAUGGAGGGGUGAAAUAUCUGGAUUAGCCCCGAACUGCCCCUAUACCUGCUCCUUUAUUCGCAAUGACAACGACGAAGAGAUCUGCUCGCUUAGCGUCAAGACACCCCCCGCACCAGACACAGAUCAGAGUGUUGCUUCUAUGAUGCCAACUCCGCCUCGCCCUUUCCAUCGACCUUCUUCACCGACUUCAACGCUUCGGAAUUCGAUUGCAAAUGCGGAAUCGAAAUUGAACGAAAAACGUUCUCGCUUGAAAAAGGCCAAAGCUGACCACAAGAUUCUAUUAUCUCGCAUCAAGAAGGAGUUGGACAACUUCAACCACCGAUUGAGCAGUGGAAACGAUGAAAACCGACAAAAACAACGAUCAUUGCAGCUAGAACGAAAUAUCCGCCAGACCGAAGAAGCCACGGCCGCUCUUGAAUCGCAACUUGACAGCUUAGACAAGAUACCUGAAGAGGAGCUUGAAGAGUGGCAGAAACAAAAAGCUGAGUUUGAUCGGGAGAUGGAACGACUCAAAUCCGCCAAGGAAGAAUUGUUGAAUACCCGUACAUCCGUUGCCCGCGACCUGGCUUCGUUAGAGUCGGAUCUCGCCUCGGCAGUUCAAAAACGUGACCGUCUGCAGAGCCGCAAGGCCCGACUCAAUGAACAGUAUGAAAGAAUCAUCUCGGCUAAUGCACAGGGUCUGAACGAACGAGAACGUCGAGCCGCAGAACAGUUCGCUCGGGAGCAGGAGCAAGCUAAGAUUGAAGCCAAUUUCAAUGAACAGUUAGCAAGUAUCAGCCGUGCCGUACAAGAUUAUCAAAUGCGCACCAAUCAGUUGUGGCAACAAGCGUCCGGCAUCGAACAAGCGAUACAGCAACAGCAACAGCAGAUGCUUUUUGAAACCGGCCCUUUGACUCCCGAAGGAGUUCUUCCUGGUACUCGCCAUCUACACGAAGAAGAGGAGGCUGAAGGGGUCGAGCUAGACAAGGGCCCAUCUAUCAACAACUUGACCAUUACACCUGCCAACAGUCGGUCAAUUUUGGGUGCCAGCUUUUCUGCGCUUAGGGCUAGCCCUCAAACGACUUCUUCGUUUCUUGCUAGCUCAACUUCCCAAACUGUUAGUCCGUUGCAAGCCACCAGUCUCCAGCCCGGAUACCAAGCAUCACCUCGUGCGAGCGUCAACAACUACUUUGGGGGACGUGAUUUCUCUUACCGGGAUCGAUCCUCUUCCAAUCGCUCAGCAAGGAGCAGCUUGUAUGCCGAUCUUGAUUUCGAUCUGAAUCGUUACCUGCCCGAGCCAGCGGAUCGUCUCAGUUCUGUGUCCGAUGGCAAAGGUCGCACCAGCCCGACUUACGGUCCUAUUGGCAGUCCGUUUACACGAGCCGGAAGUCGUGGUAGUGGGGGCAGCAGUGGUAACAGCGGAAGUGGCAGUGGAAGCGGUAGUCCUCGGUCUACGCGUGCAGAGGGCUUGUAAUUUACAGGUCAUUUGUGCUCGCGGCGGGGAAGUGAUGCUAUGGAAGUGUGCAGAUAUUUGCGUUCUGGAUAAGUCUGGUCUCUUGUUAUCUUUUCUGUGCUUAGUGCGAUGGUCCUGCGGAGUGAACUUUUCUUCCGUCCAGCUGGUCGAUCAGUACUGCAAUUAGUUUAUAACCUUGGUGGAAUCGUCCACGGUUUGUCUCCUUUUCGCAGGUGGGCAAAACGCGAAGGGAGAUGACUCCACAUAUGUGUGUACUUUUUGACUAGAUAGAUCAGCUCAACGGCAGCCUCGGAGCUUGAAUCAAAAGAAUCCUGCCUAUCUAUGAUUCUGUUGUGUUCGUAAUAUACAGCUAUUUAUACAUUAUCUCUAACAUGGUCUUUCAUGCCUCCUCGCCCAUCUCCCAGAACCGGGUAUCGGCAUACAUCAGGCAGAAAUCCUCUUUCGUAUGUCGCGACGCUUCUGGUCCCUGUUGCAAUGCAGUAUCGCCAGUUGUGCCAGGUGAUAAUAUCCUCUGCACAUUCCCAAGCACAAUCAUAUG
Molecule: messenger RNA, 3595 nt
Organism: Talaromyces stipitatus ATCC 10500
Lineage: Eukaryota; Fungi; Ascomycota; Eurotiomycetes; Eurotiales; Trichocomaceae
Product: ubiquitination network signaling protein, putative
Exons: 1
Coding region: 1-3057 (1018 amino acids)
Source: RefSeq, a predicted model, not a curated record